Molecule: messenger RNA, 1852 nt
Organism: Vigna unguiculata (cowpea)
Lineage: Eukaryota; Viridiplantae; Streptophyta; Magnoliopsida; Fabales; Fabaceae
Product: mediator of RNA polymerase II transcription subunit 15a-like
Biological process (GO): regulation of DNA-templated transcription
Molecular function (GO): transcription coactivator activity; chromatin DNA binding
Source: RefSeq, a predicted model, not a curated record
AUAUUGAGUAUCUUCACAUGCAAAAUGGACACAAACAAAAGGAGACUUAUUUCAAAUGUAACCACUAUUGAAGUAAAUGGAUGGAAAUCUAAAGACCGUCGUAACAUGAUGGUAAAGAAAAUUGCUGAACAUUUUCUCAAACGAGAUCCUCUCUCAUCAUGGACGCAAAACGUACCUAAGUUUUUGAAAUCUGUAGAAAGAUUUGAAGAAGAGGUUUUCGAUACUGCCAAAGAUGAGGCUGAGUACAUCACAAGAAUAUCAACAAAGAUGAAAACAAAGCCACCAUUUCAAAGUGAGGAAUGCAAUAUUUUGUCCUCACAAGUUUUUGGUUCAGAUGCUGAAUUUGGAGGAGAAAAAGAAGUAAGUGCAGAAUGGCAGGAACAAAUUUAUCAGAAGAUCCAAACAGCAAAAUGCAAAUAUUUCACAAAACUCAACAUUCUUUACAAAGGUUUGAGUAAAAGAUAUGAGCAGUUUCAGUCCCUUCCUCCAGAACCAAAGACACAUGACAUGAUAAAAUGUGAGCAUCAUAUGCGGGCAUUGGAAUUUACUUUUUCAGUCUUCAAAGCAAGCAAAAGAGAAAUUACUUCUGAUUUUGAGUCUAAAGUUCAUAAGAUGGAAAAAUAUAUACAAGUUAUUGAGCAACAUAAAAUUGUUCCUUCCAAAUCAAAAAUUGCUCAAGUGGGAGAGACAUCUACAAAUAAAGUAGAAGAAACAGAUAUAAAGAAACCAAUAACACAAGUAUUUAGCCCACAUAACUCCUAUUUUACAGUGCCAAUUUUUCAGCAAGUCACAAACCAAUUUUUCACUUCAUAUCCAGAAGAAGAGUACAUCAAACAACAAGGAUAUGGAAAUGUUGUGCAAGAACAAACAAGUGGUGAAAUCACACCUAUCAAUAGCAAUUCUACAAUUUUAACUCCACCCUUACUUGAAUAUUGCAAUAAAGUGAAAGAAAAUUUUCAAAAUCAUGGUUCCAUUUGUGAUGAUUCAAGCCCUGCGAUGCAACACUUGAUUAAAGUGUUGACUUCCAUAUCAGCAGAAGCCUUGGUGGCUUCUUGUGGAGAGAUUGGAAUGAUAUUCCAUUCGAGUGAUGAGAAUUCAACACUUGAACCACUAAAUGGACCACCAAUUGUUGUAGUUGACUCAAAGGGAGUUAUUGUGACGGAUUCACAAGCAAGAUAUUUGACUCGUAGCAAAUUUGGUCAAAGAGAAAUGAAAAUGAAUCGUUUUAUUAAUGCAAUGCCUAUAGGGGACAAUGUUAUGCAGGAAACUAAUUCAGAGAAACAUUUCUCAAAUUCAAGCAUUAUUCAGGAAAAUCAUACUCUUUUAGAAGAAAUAAAGGAUAUAAACAAGCAACUAAUAGACACUGAGGUAGCUCUUGACAAAAGUAAAAUCUUUCCGACUACUAUUGAAGAACGAAUUGCACUUGGUGGUGAAGGAUUAACUGUCAAAUUGUUUUUCAAUUCAGUGACUAUUAAUCUAAACUCAAUAUCAAAGCAUGAUCACAAAAAGCCAACAAUCAACCCACUUUGGUUGCACAUUCCAAGAAGCUACCCAAAUUGCUCAACUGUUAUUCUAGAUGAAACUCCAUCAGAAACAAGUGAGGACUUAGAGGAUCUAUCAAUUAAAGCCAAGUUGAAGUUAAAAUUCUCUCUUAGAAUGCUUAGUGAACCUUUGUCACUAAAGGAUAUUGCAAUGUCAUGGGAUCAUUGUGUUAGAGAAACAAUAUGUGAAUAUGCACAACUUCACGGUGGUGGAACCUUCACUUCAAAAUAUGGAGGAUGGGAGAAUUAUCUUGAUGAUAGUUAAAGAAGUUUAUAUAUUCUUAUUAAUUUAACUUCAAAAUUCUGAAAAA